CUCCCUCCAUGUUUGUUUCCUUUCUCAGGGGGAGUCCUGCGGCCCGAACCUUCCAGCUGGUGGUGCAGGAGCUGGUGGUGAAGUAGUGGCGUGAGGACCCCGCGCCUUAACAUAAAAAGGAAGGUGGCUGCAAUCGAUGGUGGUGUGUGCCUCUGGCUGUUCCUUAUGGCAGCCACGGACCCCCAGGUCCUGGCCUUGGCUGCUCAGAUCACUGAGAGCACAGAACAGGACAUCCCCCUGCUGCUGCUGAAGUUAAAGGGAAUUUUAAGUAGUCCUUCCUUAGGAUGUGAAGAAUUAAAUAAAAUUAAGCAAGAUCUGUAUGAUUAUGGUCUUACUCAGUACUGCUUGCUGGUCCUUAAGCGAGACCACUCUCAGCUACAUGGAGCCUGGGCUACUGCUGCCCAGCUAGCAGAGAUACUAAGCCAUUGUUGUGUAGGGCUAGAAGUGAAAGAAGAUUCUGAGGAAUUUUACAAGAAGUUUCUUCCUUCAGCUAUAGACAGCCUGCUGGUUUUGGGAAAACGCUUGCAAGCACGAUUUAUCCGAGCAAUGAAGGAUAAAGAAAAACAAGACUUUUUACAUUGGUUCCAAGUAGUAACUGAUGCCAUCUGCUGGCUGUUCGGUGGGCAUAUUCAACUAGCAGCAUGUGUACUACAAAAUGAUCGCUUCCUGCAGUUGUUAAUAACAGAUGAUGUUGAAACAGCAAUUAUAAUGAUGUCUGUGUUACACAAUAUUUUGAGGAUCAAUAGUUCUGUCUUGCUUCAAGUUGAAGAAGAGACCCUUCACUCUGUUUUGGAUGAACUUGUUUAUAAGCUUUCCUCUACCACCAAUCCUGCCGUAGGAAGUGCUGCCACAAAACUGCUGUUGUUAGUGGCAAAAUUUUGCGAACAGCUUGUGCAGUUAUUCACAGCUCGCUACAAAGGAUUAAAAGGACUUUUAAGUAAACAGUGGACCGGCAAAGGAUUUGACAGGGAGGUCAAUCAACUCUUGGACCUGCUGUAUUUGGAACAAACCAGUGGAAAAGGAGAAAUGCAGAAGCAGCAUCAAGCAGCUUGUAUAAUCCAGGCAGCAUGGCGGGGAUUUCAGACAAGGAAAAGGCUGAAAAAACUACCCCAAGCAGUGAUCAUUUUACAGAGAAGCUUCAGAGCUAAACGGGAACAGGAGCUGCAGCAUUUAACGAAACAGAAGGAAGAUGAAGCUCUAAAACUGCAAAUGCAACUUCAGAGACAGAGGGCUAUGAGACUCUUCCAUGAACGACAGCUGGCCUUACUGGAAGUUGUCCAUGCCAGUCAGGUGAAUAAAUACAUGCAGGAAAUGGAGGAGAAGUCAGCAUUAACUAUCCAGAGAUUCUGGCGAGGGCAUAGAGCAAGAAGAAUUUUUCAUCAGCAGAAACAAUCUCUUAAGGAAUAUAAGGCAGCUAUCAUCAUUCAGAGAGCAGCUUGUAAAUUCUUGGAGAAACGAAGAAGGAGGAGACCUCUCUCUCCUUGGAAAGGACCCAAGGGACUGACUGAUGAGCAGAGACUAGCUUUGCAGCAGAAGGUGGAUGACUACAUCAAAUUGCAUCCGGCUUCCCAAAUGUCAGAAGAAACGAGUAAAGAAUUGCAUAUGCAGGCUCAGACAAAGUUGGCACAGUUCCUGUUGAGGAGCAGGCUGGAUCAGAGAGCAGCACAGCGGAGAGAGGCUUUACUGGCUCAGGUCAACACUGAUGUGGAGCUGCUAAUGAAUGCUCCAGGUUUAGCAGAGACCACAGAAAAAGAUCUUGGUACCUUUAUGAGUCGAUCAAUCCCUGUAGCUACCAAGGCAAGACAGACCCACAACACUAUGCUAAAAUACACUCGCUUGCCAUGGUGGAGGAAGCUUGGAGAUGAGUUUACGGAGGAUGAUGUAAUUCCUGACGAUGCCAUAAACACAGAACUGGAAACUCUCUUUAUUGGAGGAAGGAAGUCCCUUUAGGUAACAAGCACAAGAAUUUCACAUUCAACCAGAGUCAUAUGUGCACUAUGCACUCACUUGUGUAUGUUUCUAAGGAAGGAAAGCAUAUUAAAAAGACUGAAAAAGA
Cyanistes caeruleus (blue tit) is the source of this 2056-nucleotide messenger RNA. NCBI's taxonomy places the organism in Eukaryota, Metazoa, Chordata, Aves, Passeriformes, Paridae. The record is from RefSeq and is a predicted model, not a curated record.